GGGGGACCGAGCAGAGCCUAAGUGUCCUCUUUUAGUCUCCUUCUUUGAUUCCUCGAAAACCCUGGAGUAGCUUAGCAAGAGAGCCCAGGGUUUCUGGAUGGAUCGCCAGCCCUAUGACUCAGGGGCUCCUGUCAGUUUCUUCUCCCGGGAUUUUGAUUUCAGUUCAGUGAGUUCAUCGCUCCAUCUGAGAGAUGAGGAAACGGAGUCUUAGAGCACAGCCCCGAGGCUCUGUCUACCAGGCUCCAUCUCCUCCCUGCUCUAUAUCCCCUCUAGGCAGCAUGGCUGUAUUCCGGUCGGGCCUCUUAGUGCUGACGACGCCUCUGGGCUCCUUGGCCCCUCGCCUGGCUCCUAUCCUGACGUUGGCGGCUCGGCUGGUGAAUCACACGCUCUACGUACAUCUGCAGCCGGGCAUGAGCCUGGAGGGCGCAGCUCAGCCCCAGGCCAGCCCCGUACAGGCCACGUUUGAGGUUCUUGAUUUCAUCUCUACCCUCUACAGUGGUGCCAAAGUCCACACUCACCUGGACGUCAGAAUCCUGCUGACCAAUAUCCGAACCAAGAGCGCCUUUCUCCCUCUCCUGCCCAGCCCAGUCCAGAACCUGGCCCACCCGCCGGAGGUGGUGCUGACUGACUUCCAGACCCUGGAUGGAAGCCAGUACAACCCCGUCAAGCAACAGCUAGAGCGUUAUGCCACCAGCUGUUACAGUUGUUGUCCACAACUGUCUUCAGUGCUACUAAACCCCGAUUAUGGAGAGCUACCCGUGGGAUCCCUGGACGUCCCCUUACCCUCCACCAUCAGGCCAUCCUCCCCCGUGGCCAGAUCGCCAAAGCAGCCGGUGCGUGGCUACCUUCGUGGGGCUGUGGGUGGCACGUUUGACCGCCUGCACAAUGCCCACAAAGUGUUGCUCAGUGUUGCGUGCAUCCUGGCCCAGGAGCAGCUUGUGGUGGGAGUAGCAGACAAAGACCUGUUGAAGAGCAAGUUGCUCCCUGAGCUGCUCCAACCCUACACAGAACGCGUGGAACAUCUGAGUGAGUUCCUGGUGGACAUCAAGCCCUCCUUGACUUAUGAUAUCGUCCCCCUGCUGGACCCCUAUGGGCCCGCUGGCUCUGACCCCUCCCUGGAGUUCCUGGUGGUCAGCGAGGAGACCUGUCGUGGGGGGAUGGCCGUCAACCGCUUCCGCCUUGAGAAUGACCUGGAGGAGCUUGCCUUGUACCAGAUCCAGCUCCUGAAGGACCUAAACCACAAAGAAAAUGAAGAGGACAAAGUCAGCUCCUCUAGCUUUCGCCAGAGAAUGCUGGGAAACCUGCUUCGGCCACCAUAUAAGAGGCCAGAGCUCCCCUCAUGUCUCUACGUGAUUGGGCUGACAGGCAUCAGUGGCUCUGGGAAGAGCUCAGUAGCUCAGCGGCUGAAGGGCCUGGGAGCAUUUGUCAUUGACAGUGACCAGCUGGGCCAUCGGGCCUAUGCCCCAGGUGGUCCUGCCUACCAGCCUGUAGUGGAGGCCUUUGGAACAGAUAUUCUCCAUAAAGAUGGCAUUAUCAACAGAAAGGUCCUGGGCAGCCGGGUUUUUGGGAACAAGAAACAGCUGAAGAUACUCACAGACAUUAUGUGGCCAGUUAUUGCAAAGCUGACCAGAGAGGAGUUGGAUCAGGCUGUGGCUGAGGGAAAGCAUGUGUGCGUGAUUGAUGCUGCCAUGCUACUUGAAGCCGGUUGGCAGAACAUGGUGCAUGAGGUGUGGACUGUUGUCAUCCCUGAGACUGAGGCUGUACGACGAAUUGUGGAAAGGGAUGGCUUGAGUGAGGCUGCGGCUCAAAGCCGGCUACAGAGCCAGAUGAAUGGGCAGCAGCUUGUGGACCAGAGCCAUGUGGUGCUGAGCACCUUGUGGGAGCCACACAUCACCCAGCGCCAGGUGGAGAAAGCCUGGGCCCUCCUGCAGAAGCGCAUCCACAAGACACCAGCCUAUGACUCACAAUGAGUUUUCUGUGGGGCUAGAUUGGCCCCUGGAGCUGACAAGAGAUCCAGCGGUGAGGAGGAAUGGGGGCCUCAAUGCUCACCCUGGCUCACUAAAGGCCUCUGAGCUAAACAGGGCAGGGCCGGGCAGGGCUGGGCCGGGUCUGGUGGAAACAGAAUGCCUACCCAGCUUGCUGGUGUUUGGCCAACACUGAGGUUGUGGCUCAUGGGGGAGCAGGCCUCUCUGGCAUUCCAAACCCAGUCUUGCCUACAGGUGUCUGUGAUACCUAUGGCCGACGGGCUGGGACAAACACUGGAACUUGUAAAAGAAUUAAAGGUGAAUGUCUCCA
This is a messenger RNA of Pteropus alecto (black flying fox), 2295 nucleotides long. RefSeq names its product Coenzyme A synthase (gene COASY). The transcript is spliced from 10 exons. Gene Ontology annotation, molecular function: dephospho-CoA kinase activity; ATP binding; pantetheine-phosphate adenylyltransferase activity. Bases 192 to 1970 code for a protein of 592 amino acids. Gene Ontology annotation, biological process: coenzyme A biosynthetic process. NCBI's taxonomy places the organism in Eukaryota, Metazoa, Chordata, Mammalia, Chiroptera, Pteropodidae. The record is from RefSeq and is a predicted model, not a curated record.